ACCUAAAAACUUUGUGCUCUACCCACUCUGCUACUCAUUUGAGCUUCCUCUGCAAAAUUUUCACUUUUCGUUCUUCUCUAAUAUUUGAUAAGCAUGGCAGUAUCAAACCCAGAAGAAGAAGAGAUCGAGUUCAAGUGGGGCAAGAAAAGAGGAAUCGGUGGUAAAAAGAAGGACGUGCAGUUCUACGAGUCGUUCACCUACGACGGGGACGAUUACACACUAUACGACGUCGUUUAUCUUCACGCUGAAGGCGUGGCUGAGCCUUACAUUGGAAAACUGAUAAAGAUUUGGGAGAAUCGUGAUAAGUCGAAGAAAGUGAAGGUUCACUGGUUUUUUCGUCCCAGCGAUAUUCGACCCUUCGUGGAAGGUAUCGAAAUGAUGGAGAACGAGUUGUUCUUGGCGUGCGGUGAAGGCACGGGCCUCGCCAAUGUUAAUCCUUUGGAAGCUGUUGCUGGAAAAUGCAAUGUUGUUUGCAUUUCUAAGGACAGCAGGAAUCCACAACCAUCAGAUGAAGCACUUCAAAUGGCUGAUUAUGUAUUCUAUCGUUUCUUUGAUGUUGGGAAUCGUAAAAUUUUGGGUGAAAUAGAUGACAUGAUUGCUGGAAUCCCAGUUAAAAAUAUAUUUAACAAGUGAAAUAGUUGAAAGCAUGUUGGUGCCGUGAAACUUGGUUUUGAGAAUAUUGAAGUUUAUGGGAAUACAAAAGCAAGCAUUGAAGUAGCUUUUUUAAUAAAGAAAAUAGUCAGCCUGUAGUUGAAAUAUUAGCUGGCAUGUAUGUUGAUACAUUGGUUACUGAAAAUGCUUCCAAGGUGGGGUAAUUGCUAAAAUGGAUCAUAGAUGAGGAACCAUCAAUGCUGAGAAGAUCACGUUCAAGUGUGAUGCAGAUUCCAUGUAAAUUGGAGCUUGACAAGAAGCUAAGAACUUCACAAUGACAAGUUGCGUAUGUGGAAUCCUUUACGUAAUAACAAAAUAUAGAACACAAAUAAGUUGGCUGUGAUCUGAUGCUCUGCUCGUAAUUCUUGCUGGAUUAUAUUCCCCCGAGGAACACAGAUGAUUCAUUUGCAUUUAUGAUAUUUAAUUAUGAAAUUUGGUACCCUUGAUUUAUGUAGUUUCAUGGCCUUGUGUGCUUUUCUUUGUUCAAGCACUUUCCUUCUUUGUGUAUAGUUUACUAUUGUAAUUCACAUAUUAUAUAGAUUUAGGAGUUCUGUAACUAACUUGUAACUUUCUUCUUUUUUUUUUAGAUUUUUUAAUUAAUAAGGAAUGUUUAUCUUUAUAAUUGUGUUAAGUAAUUGAAUAUUUUGUAAUUAUUAUUAUUAUUAUUAUUAUAUGCUCGGCCGGGUAGAUGUAAUAUAUGGAUUUAUUCGCACGUUCUCCUUAAUCCGUAUAUUUACUGAAAAUUGGUUUCAUCUCUGAUUUAUAAUCUUUUACUUUAACAAAUUCGCUUAAGUAUAAGCUUAAGAAAAAAUGUGUGGAGAUUAAAUCCCACCUCUCUGUAUGUUAUCUGAGAAGAGAAGAUAUUCAUCCAUUCGUAUCGCUUCGUUCUCCAAAACCUUCCAAUCACUGCUAACCAAUUCUUCUUAUCUUCUCAGCUUCUCCCUCAAAUUUCUGACGUUAGAGUCUCCUCCUUUUCUUAUUCUAUUUGAUUAUUUAAUUGCUUGUACGCUGUAAGGGGAGUUCACAACAAAUUAAACAAAAUGGGUGGACAUUGUAAUCCGUUAGAUUUUCUAUUCCUCUACCUUGUUAGUGUAAUUUCGUGUAAGGAACUGAAGAAUGAAAGACUGAUAAUUUGGAUUCUAUUUAAAAGAACGUUGAAUUUAAACUUGUCAAAAAUUACGAUAAACUACUUGGUAAAUGUUGAAAUUUUUUGAAAGUUACAAUGUCUACCCACAUUUUGUUUAAUUUGUUUCAAACUGUACCUACGAGUUAUAAGUGAUAGUCGAUUUGUUAUAUACUGUCACCAUGGUUAAUAGUCGAUUUGUUAUAUACCAUGUCACCGUGGUAAUAAGCAAUAAUCGAUCUGUUAUAUACUAUUUCACCUAUUUCAAAAGGGUAUUGGUCUGUACUUUGGUUCUUGAUUCUCCUUUUCUUUGUUAUGAUUUGAUAUUCAAUAAUAAAAGCACUGCCAUG
Molecule: messenger RNA, 2124 nt
Organism: Abrus precatorius (Indian licorice)
Lineage: Eukaryota; Viridiplantae; Streptophyta; Magnoliopsida; Fabales; Fabaceae
Product: protein ANTI-SILENCING 1-like
Exons: 3
Coding region: 94-633 (179 amino acids)
Molecular function (GO): chromatin binding; RNA binding
Source: RefSeq, a predicted model, not a curated record